This is a messenger RNA of Drosophila montana, 1872 nucleotides long. It is a transcript of the gene Flad1, whose product is annotated as Flavin adenine dinucleotide synthetase 1. The record is from RefSeq and is a predicted model, not a curated record. NCBI's taxonomy places the organism in Eukaryota, Metazoa, Arthropoda, Insecta, Diptera, Drosophilidae. Gene Ontology annotation, molecular function: FMN adenylyltransferase activity. Gene Ontology annotation, biological process: FAD biosynthetic process. The coding region runs from base 213 to 1055 and encodes 280 amino acids. The transcript has 3 exons.
UGUGUUUUAAAGCAUAGGGGCAGCGCUGUGCGCCAAUUAUUACUAGAGAUUAAGCCCAAAAAAAAGCAGCAAUGUUAACGUUUUUUGAAUAUUAAUAACGUGCUGGUCUAAUUGCAGCCAGACACAUAACCCACUUUAGUAAAAGUGGCGUCCAGCAGGAGAGUCGCACGGUCGGUCGCCAGCGUGAAGGAGGAUUUAAAUAGAUAAUCAAAAUGAAUAAAUGCUGCAUACAGACACAACAGGCCACGAUCAAAAAGUCGUCCAAUAUUGUUGACAUAUACAGCAGCGGCAACAGCACCACCAAUUGCAACGGCAGCAGCAACGGGAGCAGCAGGAGCAUGUCCAACGAUGAUGACUAUCCCGUGUCCAUCACAGAUGCGACACGAGCCCAGAUUGAGAGGCGCGUCCGUACUGCCUAUGACUUUUUUGACCAGACCCUGCGGCUCUACGAUGUCACACAGUUGAUAUUCUGCUUUAAUGGCGGCAAGGAUUGCACCGUGCUGCUGGAUCUGCUGAUGCGCUAUUGCCGGGAGCAUGGCAUCGCCAGCCGUGAAAUACCGAUGCUCUAUAUUGAGUCGGAUGAUUCGUUUGCCGAAAUUGAUGAUUUUGUUGUGCACUGUGUGCGGCGCUACGAUGUUAAUCUAAUUAAAUAUAAGGACUCGCUGAAGGUGGCGCUCACCCACAUGACGGAGGAUAUGCCGCGCAUAAAGGCCGUCUUUGUCGGUAGUCGCAAUACGGAUCCCUACUGUCAGCAUCUUCAGCCCAUGCAGAAAACGGACAGCGACUGGCCGGAUAUAAUGCGUUUGAAUCCUUUGCUGGAGUGGAGCUAUCAUGAUAUCUGGCAUUAUAUUCACAUGCAUAAGGUGCCCUAUUGUCAACUAUAUGCGCAGGGCUACACAUCCAUUGGCUACAGGUCCAACACCUUGCCUAAUCCGCAUUUGCAGCACAACAGCUGCUCCGCGGCGAAUCCUGCUGCUGCCGUUGCCUGCUUCAAGCCCGCCUGGGAGUUAGCCGAUCCCACAACGGAGCGUGCCGGUCGCCUUAAUCGCAAAUAGCCGACACUUUUCCGCCUCUUAAAACUAGUUGAAUCCGCUAAUAGUGCAAUUGUAUUGUAAAUAUCUUCAUCUAUUUUUUUUAUCUCAAAGAAAUUUGUACAUAUGUUUCUAUACAAUCAGGUCGUUAUGUACUUAACAUACAAGUGUGUAUUUAAGCACACAAUAUAGUACUUAUCUAUAUACAUAUAUAUAUACAUAUAUACAUAUAUAAAUAUGUAUAUCCAUGCAAUUAUCUGCACUUAUGCAUAUUGUCUAGCUUUGCAUUGGCAUUCAUUUCACGGCACACCCAUUUUCGAGUUAACUGCACGAUUUUGCAGCUGUUGGCAAUUUUCUGCUAAAAUUUUGAAACCGCAAACAUAUUAAACGGCUUAACUCGUGUGUCAAAUUUGCCAAUGUACAGUGAAGCCUGCACAAGUUGAACACACCACAUACGCAGCUAGCUGUCGUAACAUUCGGGUAACAGUUUUCAAUCAUGUAAACUUUAAUGUUAGCUGUAAUUAAAACUUACCUUCGGCGCAACAGUAUCUAAUGUCCAAGUUAACAUAAACAGAACGACAAUUAUAACAUGCAUGACAAAUGUUUACAAGUAGCUUUAUGCCGAGUGCCCUUAGCGUUUGAAUAGCCCAUUUAAAUGAAAUACAAAUUAAAUUCGGUGGGCAGUUAACAUUUUUAUAUAUAUACAUAAUUAUCAAUCAUAGUGCAACGAAUAUUGCUUGAAAACAGCUUUAAAACGGAUUUAAGUGCUAGACAUAUAAGAUAGUUGACACAGUUUGUGAUUUGUAAUGGCAUUAUAAUAAAAUUUACAUAAAAAACGAAA